Molecule: messenger RNA, 708 nt
Organism: Emiliania huxleyi CCMP1516
Lineage: Eukaryota; Haptophyta; Isochrysidales; Noelaerhabdaceae
Exons: 2
Coding region: 1-708 (235 amino acids)
Source: RefSeq, a predicted model, not a curated record
AUGCGCCGCGUGGUGGACGACCAGCAGCGGGAGAGUGUGCGAUCGAAGGAGGCGUGGCGCGAGCGGCAGGCUGCGAUCUCGGCGCAGCUCAAGAGACUGCAUCAUGAGGACCAGAGACGCUCGCCCCGAAAGGCAAACGGGCUGCCUCGCAAGAGCUUUGGUAGCGGCCCGCCACCCGCCAGUCCAAGGACUGGCUCGCCUUCGACUCCGCGGACGCGUCUAGCGGAGAGCCAUAACAGCCUCUCCUCGUCCGACAGCAUCAGGUCUGACCUGGCCUGCGAGGGUCUGCACGGGUCUGUGGGUGAGGGCUUCCUCUCAGUCUACCGGGAGGCCGCCGUGGAUUACCGACGCUCGGUGUCCGAGGCCGUCCUCGCCAUUGAUGACGCCAAAGAUGCCGGGGUGCAGCGCUGGCGGAAUCAGCUCCGGAUCGAGGCGGAGGCGUUGCAUGCGGAGCUCUCGAGGGAGCUAGAGCUGCACGCGGAGCGGCUGGCGGCCGAGCUGUCGCGCACCGCCGAGGCACACCUCGCGCGGAUCGAAGGUGCGGAGUCUGCGCGCUGCCCCGCCGAGGCUGCCGAGGGGCGCCGGGACGCGGGCGCGUCGCAGCCCUGCCGGCGGCGCCCGGAGCGUGGCAGGGUGAUUGCAGGGGUUGUGGCGAGCGUCGGCAUCGGCGCCCUCCUCGUGCUCGGACUUCGGGCGGCGCUGGCAUAA